Molecule: messenger RNA, 3277 nt
Organism: Musca domestica (house fly)
Lineage: Eukaryota; Metazoa; Arthropoda; Insecta; Diptera; Muscidae
Gene: MICU3
Product: calcium uptake protein 3, mitochondrial
Exons: 11
Coding region: 84-1586 (500 amino acids)
Biological process (GO): calcium import into the mitochondrion; mitochondrial calcium ion homeostasis
Cellular component (GO): uniplex complex
Molecular function (GO): calcium ion binding
Source: RefSeq, a predicted model, not a curated record
UUACGAAUCCCUAUCAGUCAACAUUUAAAAUCUUUGACGAACGGUACGGUGAAGGAACAGCGAAAAGUGAAAAAAAAAUUGAAAUGAGUGUCACAAAUCGAUUAUUAAUAACAAAAAGUCUAUUGAAUUUUACAAAAAAUCUCCGACCCGUGCAAAGAAAUCUCAGUGCUGUGCGUUUUACGCCUCAGAAACAACGAAAUUAUGUGAAAUAUAUGCUAGUGGUUGGUGGCGGAGUGACGGCCUUUAUGUUUGCAAAUUUCAUGAAAACCAAAUCCAAUCGACAUGAAGCUCUCAACUUGAAACGCAUGAAGCGCGAAGAAGAAAAUUUAGUUAAGCUAACAGCCCGCGAAAGACGUUUCAUAAAAUUUUCUUCGGUCGAAUACGAUGGCCAGUUGUACAUGACACCACAAGAUUUUUUGGAUUCUGUUGUGGAACAGGAACCAAGACCCCGCCUUAAACGAAAAGUGUUAUCCGAACAGGAAGUUGCCAAAAUCAAAGAUAUAACUCCGCCAUUAAAGAAAGGAUCCAAUCAACUGUUUAGAACAUUAAGAGACAAGGGAAUUAUUUCAUAUACAGAGUAUCUGUUUCUGUUAUCAGUUUUAACAAAACCCAAGUCAGGUUUCCGCAUUGCCUUUAAUAUGUUCGACACUGAUGGUAAUCAACGAGUUGACAAAAAUGAGUUCCUAGUGGUUAGACAAAUUUUGGGUGGCUCCUUUCACUCACAUGACUUGGAUGACGAAACAAGAGCAAUUCUUAAGCGUUUAGUUUCCACCGAAGAACAGGCCCGUGAAUUGUAUUACAAGAAAAAGACCAAAGAUAAGCCUAGCCAAAAUGCAUUUAUGGAACGUAUAUUUAGUGGAGCAUGGAAAGAUAAACGUGGCAAAAAUAAAACCGAAGAUGUGGCCACAGAAGAAGUUAAAAAAUCCAAAGAGGAAGAAGAAAAAGAAGAGGACAAUUACAUCGAUGACGAAGAAGGAUUACAGCGCAAACAUAAAGUCGACACCACCCUGCAAGUCCAUUUGUUUGGCAAGAAGGGUGACAAGGAUCUGUACUAUGAGGGCUUCUACAAAUUCAUGGACAACCUGCAAACCGAAGUGUUGGAAUUGGAAUUCACCGAGUUCUCGAAAGGCAACAAAGCCAUUACUGAAGUAGAUUUUGCCAAAAUUCUACUGCGUUACACCUAUUUGGAUACCGAAGAAUAUGAUAGCUUUUUGGAGCGACUGCUGGAUCGUGUCAAAGAUGAACAAGGCAUAACAUUCGAUGAAUUCCGUGAUUUUUGCCGAUUCCUUAACAAUUUGGAUGAUUUCUCCAUAGCCAUGCGUAUGUACACUUUGGCUGAUCGUGCCAUUUCAAAAGAUGAAUUCUCUCGAGCUGUAAAAAUCUGCACUGGCUAUUCUCUUUCGCGUCACCUAAUCGAUACCGUUUUUGCAAUCUUCGAUCAGGAUGGCGAUGGUUUACUCUCCUACAAGGAGUUCAUAGCCAUCAUGAAGGAUCGUCUGCAUCGUGGCUUUAAAUCGGUGGGCAAAUCUGAAGGAUGGGAAGCAUUUAAAUCGUGCAUUAAGCAAGAUAUGAAACAAAAUAAGUAAAAUCAUCCGCUUGCUUUGUGGGUGCGGUGUGCAAUCGACAACUUAUUAUCUGAAAGAAGCUUUAUUGACCAAAAAUUAAAAAAACUACUAACUUAAUAUGUUGAUGCCUAAUCUAGCCAAAUGAAAUACAAUUUUCAACUUUUUUUAGAAUCAAUUCGAACAAAUUUAAACUUAUGGAAUCAAAUUUGACCAAUUAUUUUAUUUUGUAAAAAAUAGACUAUAUUUUCAUAUUUAAAACAAAACAAUUAGAUGUAAUUUAAGAGAUGUUCAAAAUUCUUUUAUUUAUUUAUUUAUUUUAUUUUAAUUUGUUUUUGUUAAACUGUUAUCAAAGUAUUUUGAAUUCAAUUGUUAAAUUAUAUAAAAUAAUAUAUAUAAAAAUAUUUCCCUACAAAAUGUACCUAUGUACCAUUAUUUUAUAUGUAAAUUAUUAUUGCCUUAUGGCAGUCAGUGAAUCCAAGAAGUGCGCUUUCAUGUCCAUUGUAUCUGGUUAUUCUUUGUCCUCGGUCCAUGUCCACCAGCAUAUUAGCGGUAAUUCAUCAAAAAAUCGAACAUUCAUAACACUUGUCAUUGUUAAACUAAAUAGCAAGACAAAAAAUUGUAUUCUGUAGAUUUUAGGAAUUAUUCAAAAUACUAUGUGAGUCGCCAUAUUUGAUUUAGCGUCGAUCUCAAAAAUAUAAAAAGAAAACACUCCCUCCAGUUUAGAUUGCUCGACAAACUUCGAUUGAAAUUACUAUUAUACCCUCCACCGUAGUAAAGAGGGUAUAUUAAGUUUUUCAUUCCGUUUGUAACAAAUGGAAAUAUACAUUUUAGACCCCACAAAGUAUAUAUAUUCUUGAUCAGCAUAAAAUUGUAUGUCGAUUUGGUAUAGCUCCCAUAUAACGGUGCCUCCCGAUAUUCGGUGAUUUGAUGAUUUCAGCAACAUUAUUUACCGGAAUUGUUUCAAAUUUGGCAUUUAAAGUUCGAAAUAUAUACUACAGCCUAUGAUAGGAGAUUGUCUGUGCAGGUCCACGUCUUCGUAUAGCCCCAUAUAACGGUACCUCCCGAUAUUCGGUGUUUUGAUGUUUUUAGCCACAUUAUUCACCGAAAUUGUUUCAAAUUUGGUAUUUGAAGUUCGUAAUGGAUAAUACAGCCUAAGACAGGUUCACGACUUCGUAUAGCCCCCAUAUAACGGUACCUCCCGAUAUUCGGUAUUUUGCUGAUUUUUGCUACAUUAUUCACUUUUUUUUUAAAGUUUCGCAUUUGAAUAUUGUAAUGGCUUAUGACAAAAGUUACCUAUGCAGGUCCAUGUCGUCGUAUAACAUAACAACUACAUUCGAUAUUUUUAAGAUUUUAACAGAAUUAUUAACGGAUUUUAUUGUUUUUGAGAAUUUCCAUAUUCGUUCCAAAUGGUUGAGGGUACUCAAAGUUCCUCCCGGCCGAACUUACAGCUUUUUUACCUGUUUUUCUAGACAAUUUGACCCGACCGCUAUCUUGUCGGUCUGAUUUGUAGGUCAUAUUCACAUUUGGAACACUGAUGUUCAUUUCAAUAUCCUUGUCGUAAUAAUCGGUAAUCAUUUAGAGAGUUGUAGCCAUAAAUCCUUAGGCGUUAAAUGAGCUUUGGUAGGACAAUUGCAUAUAUGUAGUGUGGUGUGUGGUUGUUAAUCUGGUUCUGCUUCAAUGUCUAGUUUUAAGUUAUGUUCUAUAGUCAAAGA